Molecule: messenger RNA, 1288 nt
Organism: Chelonoidis abingdonii (Abingdon island giant tortoise)
Lineage: Eukaryota; Metazoa; Chordata; Testudines; Testudinidae
Gene: LDLRAD1
Product: low density lipoprotein receptor class A domain containing 1
Cellular component (GO): signaling receptor complex; plasma membrane
Molecular function (GO): protein binding
Source: RefSeq, a predicted model, not a curated record
GCCGCCCUUCCUGCAGCUCUGCCAAAGCACCUCCUGCCCUGCCAGCCCAGCUCCAAGUGCAGCUUUAGCUGUGCGGAGUGAGCUGUGUGGUGUUUGCUAAUGUGUCCACUAGGGACCAGGCUAUGACCACCCAACUCUCUCUCACUUCCGCCCAGAGCCAGAGAAAAGGCUGAUGCUGCCUCUCCUGCCAUCCAUCAUGACCUGUAUCAUAUGUGUAUGACUAUAGAUUAGAAUGACUCUUUCCUGUCUACCUCUGUUUCUCUUAGUAACCAGGUAACACAGAAGCAGUGCCCUUCAAGGUGUAGACUCAUUAAAACAGAACCAUCUGAAAGAGACGAUCUGCCUGCAAAUGGCCUGGCUGAACCCUGUACUGGAAAAAAAUUCCAAGGCUUUUUCAACUCCAUUUAAGUAAAACAUUGUGUCUAUACCUAAAUAUGAACAGAACUCAUCCUCAGAGAAGUUUUGGUGGAAUCUCAUUUGACUCAACAAAGUCCUCUGAAGAAAGAGAUCACUGCCAGGAAUGCAGUGCAUGUUUAAGUUGUACUCGAAGAUGCCUCUGUAUCUCCAUUAUUGCACUGCUUGCACUCGGCGUUGUAGGUGCUGUCAUUGGUUUCACCGUCACCUUUGGACUCCCGCCACCCACUCCUGUAAACCGUUUCUGUGUGACUUCAGGUAACCAGACUGGCUUUUUGUGUGAUGACAGAGUGACUUGCCUUCCAGCCAGUCAGAUCUGCAACAGAAUCAGAGAAUGUGUUAAUGGAGAGGAUGAGCAGGAGAAAUUAUGUAAUGAUUUGCCCAGUAACCUUCCAGGAUACUUGAUCUUCCGCUGCAGCAAUCCUGUGUACUGGAUCUAUGCUGAUCAGAAGUGUAAUGGUGCGAAUGACUGUGGAGACUGUUCUGAUGAAAAGGGGACCUUGGCUAGCUGCCCUCCUUGCGGGACUCAGUGGUGGAGAUGCACACCGGUGUUUUUCGAGUAUUGCUCCUGCAUUCCUAGGGCCCUCUGCCAAGACAGAAUUCAGCACUGCUCAGACUGGUCUGAUGAGUAUGCCUGCAAUAGAUGAAGUAGUAGAGCCAAGAGGUAACUAUGCUCCCCAGGGCAUAGUCUGCAUUCUCACCUGCCAGCCUUCUCCUCCUGCUGCUUUAAUGUCCUGGGUUGAAGCUUUUGUCUGAAAAUGACACGGCCUAGUGGUUUCCUGACUACCCUACAACAGCACUGAAAGGAGGCGAGGACAGGGGCAGCUCCAGGCACCAGUGCAGCAAGCGCGUGCCUGGGCGGCAAGCCACAGGG